GCCCCCUCGCCCCUGCUCUGAAAGCCGUGGCUGGCGCGCAGACGUAGAACCAGAGAAAGUCUUCACGUGGCCUUUGGGACGUGCCACUGGCCUUUUCCUAAACAGGUAACGGAGGCGUGAGGCGGGCCCGUGGCGGAAGGCUCGCUCCGGGCCGGAGGUCGUGGCCGCACUCGGGGAGAGACCCGUUCGACUCCGGACUCCUGCGCAUUGUCUGGCCGGCGACCGCCGUGCCCACAACAAACAUGGGCCUGCUCGCCCCGAUCCCGCCGGGACGCGCGCUUCGGCAGCCAUCUUUCUCAAGGGCAGGGCGCGCGCAGGAAGGUCGGGCCCCACCUGGCUCCGAGGACGCCGGCGGCCUGGAAAUCAACAGGCGUCCAAUGGGAAGCGGCGCUUUCGCCGGAACAGCGUCUCCUUGCGACCGGAAGGGGCUGCGCCGCAGCAAGUGGGACCAGCCCGCUCCGGCCCCCCUGCUCUUCCUCCCGCCGUCGGCCCCGGCGGGGGAGGUUCCCAGCAGCGGGGGAAGCCCUGGGGGCUCCGCGGCCGCUCCCUCUGGCGCCCUGGAUGCUGCUGCUGCUGUGGCCGCCAAGAUCAAUGCCAUGCUCAUGGCCAAGGGGAAGCUGAAGCCGGCCCAGAGCGCCGCUGAGAAGCUUCAGGCUGCUGGCAAAGGCCUCACCAGCAGUAAAAGCAAGGAUGACCUGGUGGUAGCUGAGGUCGAAAUCAACGAUGUGCCUCUCACAUGCCGGAACCUGCUGACUCGAGGGCAGACUCAGGACGAGAUCAGCCGACUUAGUGGGGCUGCUGUGUCAACUCGAGGGAGAUUCAUGACCGCUGAGGAGAAGGCCAAAGUGGGACCAGGGGAUCGUCCGUUAUACCUUCAUGUUCAGGGCCAGACACGGGAAUUAGUGGACAGAGCCGUAAACCGAAUCAAAGAGAUUAUCACCAACGGGGUGGUCAAAGCUGCCACGGGGACAAGUCCAACUUUCAAUGGUGCGACAGUCACUGUGUAUCACCAGCCAGCGCCCAUUGCACAGUUGUCUCCAGCCGUCAGCCAGAAGCCUCCCUUCCAGUCAGGGAUGCAUUACGUUCAAGACAAGUUAUUUGUGGGUCUGGAGCACGCUGUGCCCACCUUCAACGUCAAGGAGAAAGUGGAAGGUCCAGGCUGCUCCUAUUUGCAGCACAUUCAGAUUGAAACGGGCGCCAAAGUCUUCCUCAGAGGGAAAGGCUCGGGCUGCAUCGAGCCAGCAUCCGGCCGAGAAGCUUUCGAACCGAUGUACAUUUACAUUAGUCACCCCAAACCAGAAGGCCUGGCUGCUGCCAAGAAGCUCUGUGAGAACCUCUUGCAAACAGUUCAUGCUGAAUACUCUAGAUUUGUGAAUCAGAUUAAUACUGCUGUGCCCUUACCAGGCUAUACACAACCCUCUGCUCUAAGUAGUGUCCCUCCUCAGCCACCAUAUUAUCCAUCCAAUGGCUAUCAGUCUGGUUACCCUGUUGUUCCCCCUCCUCAGCAGCCGGUUCAGCCUCCCUAUGGAGUCCCAAGCAUAGUGCCACCAGCGGUCUCUCUGGCACCUGGAGUCUUGCCAGCAUUACCUACGGGAGUCCCCCCUGUGCCAACACAAUACCCGAUAACGCAAGUCCAGCCCCCCGCUGGCGCUGGCCAGAGUCCGAUGAGUGGGCCUUUCAUUCCUGCUGCUCCUGUCAAAACUGCCUUGCCUGCGGGCCCCCAGCCCCCGCCCCCGCCCCCGCCCCCACUCCCAGCUCAGCCCCAGGCGCAGAAGAGGCGAUUCACAGAGGAGCUGCCAGAUGAGCGAGAGUCUGGACUUCUUGGAUACCAGCAUGGACCCAUUCAUAUGACUAAUUUAGGUACAGGCUUCUCCAGUCAGAAUGAGAUUGAAGGUGCAGGAUCGAAGCCGGCAAGUUCCUCAGGCAAAGAGCGAGAGAGGGACAGGCAGUUGAUGCCUCCACCAGCCUUCCCAGUGACUGGAAUGAAAGCGGAGUCUGAGGACAGGAAUGGGUCCGGGGCCGGCGCAGGGGGCCACGAUUAUCCGGUCAAGAAGAUGAAAACUGCAGAGAAGGGCUUCGGGUUGGUGGCGUAUGCUGCAGAUUCGUCUGACGAAGAGGAGGAGCACGGGGGUCAUAAAAAUGCAAGUAGUUUUCCACAGGGCUGGAGUCUGGGGUAUCAGUACCCUUCAUCGCAACCACGAGCUAAACAGCAGAUGCCAUUCUGGAUGGCCCCAUAAGGAAACAGCGGAACAGAGCUUUGACCCUCGGUGACUCUCUUUAGCAAUAAUGCAUGCAUUUGAUUUAAUAAGACUCUGGGGCCUGUACUGGGAACCAUCAUGGACCUUUGCAGAAGUUAGAGAUGCAGUGUCCCCUUUCUUAAAGGGGUCUCAUUCUUUUCUAAACAUCCUUGUUUCUGCAGUGGCAUAGUAUCUUAAAAUUUACUUAGAAUCACAAACUUGUCUCAGAAGCUUUUUAACAGUCGGUGAAAUGUGCUUGUCCAACAGAGCGUCCCAGCAGGGUCACUCCAGUAUACCUUUGACCUGUCCAGCCUCUUCCACAUGAAUGUCCCCAAUUCUGACAAAAAGAAAGUUUUCUUUGUAAUUUACUACUAUUUGGUCCAUUUUGCUGACGACUGGUUGCAAACAAAGCCUUACUAUGUAUUAGUGCGGAGAUGAUUUUAAGUCCGGCCUUUCCUUUCUGCACCUUUAAACUAAGAACAGUUCAUCCUUAUUUGAUUUUUGCAUUCUUUUCUGUUUUGGAAAAUGCAGUUUUACUAAUUUAAAGCUGUUGGAUUUAGCUGGAUCCUGCGUAGGAAUAUGGAGGGUUUUCCCUUCAUUAUGUCUUUUUAACGGGAUGAUGCAAAGCAGGCACCAGCAGGCUCUAUAGUCCCGGAAAGUCAUUGCAGUUUUUAUUGCCCUAUUCAUAAGCUCCAUGUCUUCAGCUGGGUCCGAGAAAACUGCUUGAUCCAAAGCUGGUCAGAACUCAGCACAGAAGUGAAAAACAGUGAUCUGUCUCAGAACUGGUCGCAGCCAAAGUAGAGACUUGACUGCUCACGAUAGGACGGAUGGUGGACCUAGUGACCGAAAUGGCAACUUGUCCUUUUUCUUGGCAUGACAUUACAGGUUUUGCCAAAAGAACUUUUUUGUAUCAAAUACUGAUGUGUGAAAGGAGGAGCUAGUCUGCUGAACCAGGAGUAGUUUGGGAUACGAACUGUCAGUUUUUGCACAUUUGAAUCCUUUGCGGGCUGGCUUUGUAUAAACAUAUUCUCUGGUUUCCUAUAUGUUGUAAAUACUUAGACCAUAAUUUCAUUAUAAAUAAAUGUAUAAAUACUC
Molecule: messenger RNA, 3332 nt
Organism: Mustela lutreola (European mink)
Lineage: Eukaryota; Metazoa; Chordata; Mammalia; Carnivora; Mustelidae
Gene: KHDC4
Product: KH domain containing 4, pre-mRNA splicing factor
Exons: 14
Coding region: 243-2237 (664 amino acids)
Cellular component (GO): nucleus
Molecular function (GO): RNA binding
Source: RefSeq, a predicted model, not a curated record